AUGGCUACUUUUGUGGAGGACGGCGAUCCAGCUUGCAACCCCACCAACUGGAAUGUGGGUGUCCAUAGCUCACACGCCUCCCUUUUUGACCCCACACGGCUAAACAUCUCCAAUUGGGUUGAAAACUACCGGGCUGUGGGUGCCAAGCACGCCGUCCUCACCGCCAAACACGGCUGCGGCUUUUUACUCUGGAAUACCUCGACCACCUUGCCAAAUGGAACGGAGUAUCCCUUUGCAGUGGCACGCAGUUCCUACCCAAGCUUUCAGCGCGACGUCAUUGCCGAAUUUAGCUCCACCUUGGGGGCAGCCGGCCUGGGAUAUGGCUAUUACUACAGCACUGGCAACAACUACUUUCUCAACCGAGAUGGCUUCAAGCGCAUUGGCAACCCCUUACCAGGCCAAGUAGAUUUAACUGACGAACAAUAUAAUAUCCUGGUCUUUGAGCACGUCAAAGAGCUGUGGACGCGCUUUGGAUCGCUCUUUGAAAUCUGGUUGAUCAUGG
This is a messenger RNA of Monosiga brevicollis MX1, 502 nucleotides long. RefSeq lists its product as uncharacterized. Gene Ontology annotation, biological process: fucose metabolic process; glycoside catabolic process. Gene Ontology annotation, molecular function: alpha-L-fucosidase activity. The transcript has a single exon. Gene Ontology annotation, cellular component: lysosome. The record is from RefSeq and is a predicted model, not a curated record. Lineage: Eukaryota; Choanoflagellata; Craspedida; Salpingoecidae. The annotation marks the transcript as partial.